This is a messenger RNA of Leptonychotes weddellii (Weddell seal), 3030 nucleotides long. Lineage: Eukaryota; Metazoa; Chordata; Mammalia; Carnivora; Phocidae. The record is from RefSeq and is a predicted model, not a curated record.
CAAUCCAUUUUUAUAUUUUCUCUUAUUCCUUUUCAGGUGAACUUCUAGAUCCAUGUGGUUAUAUCAAACCUGAAUCUCCAGUUGUACAACUUGGUUCUAAUUUCACUGCGGUUUGUGUGCUAAAAGAAAAAUGUAUGGAUUAUUUUCAUGUAAAUGCUAGUUAUAUUUUCUGGAAAACAAACCAUCUUACUGUUCCUAAAGAACAGUAUACCAUCAUAAACAGAACAGCAUCUAGUGUCACGUUUACAGAUACAUCUUUAUUAAAUACUCAGCUCACUUGCAACAUUCGUACAUUUGGACAGAUUGAUCAGAAUGUUUAUGGAAUCAGAAUAAUUUCAGGCUUGCCUCCAGAAAAACCUAAAAAUUUGAGUUGCAUUGUGAAUGAAGGAAAGAAAAUGAUGUGUCAGUGGGAUCCUGGAAGGGAAACAUACCUGGAAACAAACUUCACUUUAAAAUCUGAAUGGGCAACAGAGAAGUUUGCUGAUUGUAAAACAAAACGUGACACUCCCACCUCAUGUACUGUUGAUUAUUCUCCUGUGUAUUUUGUCAACAUUGAAGUCUGGGUAGAAGCAGAGAAUGCCCUUGGGAAGGUUACAUCAGAUCAUAUAAAUUUUGAUCCUGUAGAUAAAGUGAAACCCAAUCCGCCACAUAAUUUAUCCGUAAGCAACUCAGAGGAACUGUCCAGUAUCUUAAAAUUGACAUGGAUCAACUCAAGUAUUCAGGGUUUUAUAAGACUGAAAUACAACAUUCAAUAUAGGACCAGAGAUGCCUCAAUUUGGAGCCAGAUUCCUCCUGAAGAUACAGCAUCCACCCGAUCUUCAUUCACUGUCCAGGACCUUAAACCUUUUACAGAAUAUGUGUUUAGGAUUCGUUGUAUGAAGGAAGAUGGUAAAGGAUUCUGGAGUGACUGGAGUGAAGAAGCAAGCGGUAUUACAUAUGAAGAUAGACCAUCCAAGGCACCAAGUUUCUGGUAUAAGAUAGAGCCAUCCCAUACUCAUGGUUAUAGAUCUGUACAACUCAUAUGGAAGACAUUGCCUCCUUUUGAAGCCAAUGGAAAAAUUUUGGAUUAUGAAGUGACUCUCACAAGAUGGAAAUCACGUUUACAGAAUUACACAGUUAAUGACACAAAAUGGACAGUAAACAUCACAAAUGAGCGUUACAUAGCAACUCUCACAGCAAGAAAUCUGGUUGGCAAAUCAGAUGCAGCUGUUUUAACUAUUCCUGCUUAUAAUUUUCAAGCUACUCGCCCUGUAACGGAUCUUAAAGCAUUUCCCAAAGAUAAUAUGCUUUGGGUAGAAUGGACUGCUCCAAAUGAAUCUGUAAACAAAUACGUACUUGAGUGGUGUGUAUUAUCAGAUAAAUCGCCCUGUAUCCCAGACUGGCAACAAGAAGAUGGUACUGUACACCGCACCUAUUUAAGAGGUAUACCUGGCUAGAAAAAAUUUUAAAUUGAUAUCCUUAGACAGCUUUUUCUUUCACAUAUUUUUGUGUGCUUUACAGAUGUUGUGGUCCCCUGAAAAGAUCUUCAAUUUAUCAGUUACUAGUUACAUCUGGUUUGCCAGAUGUGUGACUCUCACCAGGUCGCAUAUAACCUCAUUCAUUUGCAGGGUCUGUUUAUGGACAAAGUGGGGCUAAUAGUAUCUUCUCUUUAGAGUUAAGUGUUUUGAUCUCAAAGGAACACUUAAAAAACUAUAAAGAGAACUAUAAGGUAAUAUGACCUCUGCUUGUAAUUAGUUGCAUUUUUUCUAUACCUGAUUUAACUCCUCAUCCUGCAAUGAGAAAAUAUUUUCCUGUAGCAUCUGAAUGACUUGUUAAACCCUUAAAGCUUUUGAAUAGGGGAAGCAGAAUUGGAACUCAGAUUUCCUUGUCUUUUAACUGGAAGUUGUAAUGGACAGAAAGUAAUGAUGUUGUAGAGCUCCAAAAUGGUGGAUUGCCCUGCGUUUUAAGGUACAACUUAACUCUGUGGCUUUGAAGUGAUAAAACAGCUUUAAAGAGAAAACACUCAGCUUGUAUGUUUUUGUUUUAUUUUAGUCAAGAAGGAGAACCAUUAGAAUUCAGCUAUGAAUAAUAUGAUUAAUUAGAGAAAAGCUGUAAACAAGGACAUAUCUGCCAUAAAGUUUGUUUUAUUUAUAAAAUAGGCUAUUUGGCCCUCGUUAACCUCUUAUUUAAUAGACAAUUUUAAUAAAUUUGGCUGUUUAGUUUAUCAGCCUUAUCAAAAGCAAGGUGGAGCUAGAGAGAAGAUGCACGUUGGUAGGAACUAGACAAUAGAAAUGUUUUUAAGAAAGCAUAGCAUCAUCUCCAGAGACCUUCAGGUUGCACAGGGAGCCCCAAUAGCUCAUAGCUCUGAUAACAUCACUGUAUUACAGCAGAGUUUAACACUUAAUUCAUCUUCUUGAUAAUAUUGAGUCAUCAAGAAAAAGUGAGAUUACUCUGUUUAAGAAAGCAAAGAAGCAUAUAUAACUUUAUGAGUAAUAGUUGAGGAAAUAAAAGUUCUUGUUGAAUGUAUAAACUUCAGUAUAACAAAUACCUUAUUUUCUGAUGUGGACAGAUAGAAUUCUAUAUAAAAAGAUUUUAAAAAAGAUUUUACUAUUGUGUAUUAAAGGAAUAGAUUACUUUGUUAAUUUGAAGAGAUUAUUUAAAAAUUUUUUUUUACCCUUUGGAGGAAAUAGUACUAAUUCUUUUCUUCCCAGUCACCUUACAAACCAGGGCCAUUUCCCUAGCUCUUACCAGUGGGUCUUUAGGUAGUUUUCUGAGAAUUAGUUAAGAUGUACAAACACUGAAGCUAUAAGACCAAGGAUAAUUUGAAAUCAAUGUUUUAUAAGUCCUGGAUGUAAAUAUAAUAAUUACUUUUACUGAUAAAUAUUUCCACCAUAUUGGCAAUAAAAGUAAGCUUUUACUUUCAUAAAUAGCUUUACUCUAUUAAGCUUGAAUCCAGUACACAAAAAGCAACGCUUACUUUAAAGAUUUUAUUUAUUUAUUUGAGAGAGAGCGAGAGAGGGAACACAAGCAGGGAGAGUGGGAGAGGGAGAA